Molecule: messenger RNA, 1392 nt
Organism: Salarias fasciatus (jewelled blenny)
Lineage: Eukaryota; Metazoa; Chordata; Actinopteri; Blenniiformes; Blenniidae
Gene: marchf11
Product: membrane-associated ring finger (C3HC4) 11
Exons: 4
Coding region: 337-1392 (351 amino acids)
Biological process (GO): protein ubiquitination
Molecular function (GO): ubiquitin-protein transferase activity; zinc ion binding
Source: RefSeq, a predicted model, not a curated record
UUUGGGCGCUUGAGGACGGCUGAAUCCCGUUGCGAUGCAUGGAGGCUGCUGGGAAACGCUCCCCGGGGCUCCGGAGCGCAUGAGGCGGAUCCAGCCCACCGACGGUCCUCAGCACCGGGGGCUUCCGGCCGCUCGUCUGCAGCUCUGCCCAGCGGUCAGUCAGUAGGUUCGGCUUCAGGAGCGCGGCUCGGUUCGGGAACCACGGCGCGGGGAGAUCUCCGCCGACAGCGCCGCGAUCCGACAGCCUGAAGCUUCAUCACGUCCCCGCGUCGGUAGAUCCUGCGUCUGCCCAGCGGCCGGCAUCUAUGCAAUUUUAUUUCGACUUUUCUUUUUAUUAUGAGCACAGAGGAGGGAGAGGCUGGUCCAGUUUAUGGGGAGGCUCGGGGAGACACCGCCAUCACCCAGCGCCACACCUGGGAGGAGGAAGCGGAGCCGCACGGCGCCCAAGGACGUCCGCGCCCCGGCGAGGAGGACGAGGGACCGCGGGGGGGACAGCGGGACGAGGAGGCGGAGGACUGCCGGGAGGGCCGGAGCUGCGGGGAUGCGUGCGAGGGGGGAACAGAGACAUUCACGGAGGAGAACAGCGGGGGGAACAUUUCCAGUGAGGACGGGGCGGUCGGGGGCAGGUCCUGCAAGGCGCCGGCGAUGCAUUCCAACUGCAGCAGCGAGACCUGCAUCCCCACUCCCAGCUGCCGGAUCUGCUUCCAGGGCGCAGAGCAGGGCGACUUGCUGAACCCGUGCCGGUGCGACGGCUCGGUGCGCUACACCCACCAGCACUGCCUGCUGAAGUGGAUCAGCGAGCGCGGCUGCUGGACCUGCGAGCUCUGCUGCUACCGCUUCCAGGUCAUCGCCAUCAACAUGAAGAGGCCGUGGCAGUGGCAGUCCAUCACCAUCACGCUGGUGGAGAAGGUGCAGAUCAUCGCCGUGUUCCUGGGCUCGCUCUUCCUGGUGGCCAGCAUUUCGUGGCUGCUGUGGUCGGCCCUCAGCCCGCAGGCCAUCUGGCAGCGCCGAGACGUCCUCUUCCAGAUCUGCUACGGCAUGUACGGCUUCAUGGACCUGGUCUGCGUAGGUUUGAUCGUCCACGAAGGAGCGGCGGUGUACAACGUCUUCAUGCGAUGGCGGGCGGUGAACCUCCACUGGGACGUUCAGAGCUACGAUAAGGCCAAGGACAUGGAGGAGGCGAGCGCCGGCCACUCCGCGCUGGCCCCCAGGACUCUGUGGCUGCCGCUGGCCACCCUGGGCCCCGGCGGCCCCCUGCACCCCACCCAGCUGCGGGCGCCGCCCUGGACCUGCCUCUGCUUGGCGCCCUUCUGCCCCGGCCUGCUGCCCCGGAACAACCCGGGCCCGGACGGCGACUCGGGAGAGGUCGUCAUCCGUGUCACGUCAGUGUAA